AUGAGAUUGAAAACUUGGCAUGUACUAGGGUACCUGUUUGGCCUAAUCGUCGCCCUUGAGCCUUCCUACAUUCACCCUGAUGAACAUUUCCAGAGUUUAGAAGUUAUGAUGAUCAAAAUAAUGGGCAUUAAAGGGACAAUUCCCUGGGAGUUCAAGCCAGAAAGUGCCGCAAGGAGUUUUGUUCCUCUCUACAUUACAUAUGGGCCUUUGCUUUACCUAAACAAGUACAUCUUACAUCUUUCAUCAGGGGUUGCAUUAAUGUACCUGGUUCGGAUACAAAAUUACAUUGUCUUCAUGUACCUUAGCAAGCUGGCGCUGCAGUUCCUACUUGAUUCAAAACUAGACAGAAAAAAAGCAAGCUUUUACAUUUCAACGUCCUACAUCAUCUGGGCCUAUCAAACACAUUCAUUUUCCAACUCUUUGGAGAGCAUUAUACUGCUUCUUGUGUUGUCUCUCUUCCGCAUUUUAAUCAAAGAUUCUAGUGAUCGUUCAUUCAAUCAUUACAAGACAUGCGUUGUGCUCGGUAUACUCGUUACGCUCGGAGUUUUUAACAGAAUUACUUUCCUAGCUUUUAUCCUACUUCCAUGCGUUCCAACCUUCCACUUGUUUUAUUCAAAGCAUUUGAAGUCCCUCUGUGUGAGUGCGAUAUCCUUCAUUUGCUCAUGCCUUUUGUUUGUUUUCUUGGAUAAAACUAUCUAUGGAUCUGACGACUGGUGCGUCACUCCAUUGAACAACUUGCUCUAUAAUCUCCAGGACGCAAAUCUGGCGCAACAUGGUCUGCAUCCACGCUAUACUCAUGUGCUUGUGAACGUACCCCAAAUGUUAGGGCCCAUUAUGGUGUUCUUUGUCUCCAAGAAACAGAAAAUUAACUUGGCGCUGCUUUCAUGUAUAUCCGGCUUGUUAAUUUUGUCCUUGUUCCGGCAUCAAGAGCUACGCUUCCUGGUUCCUCUCUUUCCACUGUUUUGCAUCUCCAUAGAUCUGGAGAAGUUGAACACCUUUCCAUACCCGAAAUUGAUAGCCAAGACAUGGGUUGCAUUCAAUAUAGUUUUUGGGAUCAUUAUGGGAUCCCUCCAUCAGAGGGGUGUGGUUACUGCGAUUCAAAGGCUUGCUGAAAAGCAAGAACACGUUGAUGUUCAUCUGUGGUGGAAGACGUACUCGCCACCGACAUGGCUUUACAUGAACAAUAAUCUCACCGUGUCAACGACAAACUUUGUGAAUAGCGCGGAAAGAUUAGACAAUGUCGAUUUUGGAAUUACCGUAGACCAUGUGGUAGACCUCAAAGGUUGCGAUUAUGAGCUUUUUGAGUUUGGAUUGAUGAGCUUUUUGAAUUCGACCUCACACGGCAUAUGCUUGAUCAUUCCAAAAUCAACAGACAAAGGAGUUCAAAAAUUCAGAACUAAACACGAAGAUGUGCGCUUCCAGGUUUUAUGGGAGACACCCUUUAGCUUGGAUUUAGACCACAUUGAUUUCACCGAUCUCAGCACGCUUCAACCUGGUAUGACGAUAUACCAAAUCGAUCGGCUAUGA
This is a messenger RNA of Lachancea thermotolerans CBS 6340, 1527 nucleotides long. RefSeq names its product glycosylphosphatidylinositol-alpha 1,2 mannosyltransferase (gene SMP3). The transcript has a single exon. The record is from RefSeq and is a predicted model, not a curated record. Gene Ontology annotation, biological process: GPI anchor biosynthetic process. Gene Ontology annotation, molecular function: alpha-1,2-mannosyltransferase activity. Gene Ontology annotation, cellular component: endoplasmic reticulum membrane. NCBI's taxonomy places the organism in Eukaryota, Fungi, Ascomycota, Saccharomycetes, Saccharomycetales, Saccharomycetaceae. Bases 1 to 1527 code for a protein of 508 amino acids.